AAACCUGUAAGCUAUCGUUAAAUGAUUACACUGAGAACAAUAAUAAUUAUUAAUUUUGAUUAUACAAAAACAAAUUCUGAUUAUUGAACCUAUGGAGAAAAAAAAACUUAAUACAUAAAAAUCUAAUUCAUCCAAUGAAUUAGUGAAAAGAAGUAAAUUGAAUAUUGAAGUAAUCUAUAAAUGGUGUUUAAACUUUACAUCGCACACAUAAUAUUAUAGUGAGCUCUGAUUCUUUAGCAUCAUAGCUUGUGCUUUCUAUUGUCGUCGACGUAGGAAUUGAACCAGGUUUAAAAUGAUGAAUUCAGACAAUGUUAACAAUGAAAAUGUUGAUCUUUGGUCAAUAGAUAAAUGUAUAUUUUGUAAAGAACAAAUAGGGGAAAAUUCAAAAAUCCUAAAUUGUCUUCAUGGAAUUUGUGAGAAUUGCAUACCAAGUGAUGAAACUGAUUCAAAUAUACAGUGUAAAUGUGGAAUUGUAACUAAUGGUGAACUCAUUAAUUACCCAAUUGUGCUACCAAAUGUAUCACAAGCUAAAAUAUGUUGUGCACAAUAUUGUGACGUAGUAGCAAAGAAAAUCUGUAUGUCUUGCAAUAAGUUAUAUUGCAAACCAUGUUCAACGAUACAUCUAAAUAACAAUAAGGAUCAUAAACCUAUCUUAAUGAUGACUUAUCCAUUGAAAGAAGAAUUUAUUGCUUGCCCACAUUGUACUGAAAAAUGUGUAGAAGUUUAUUGCACUAAAUGCUCAAAAAUGAUUUGUUCUCUUUGUCAUUUAAACUAUCACCGGAAACAUAAUUUUAAAAUUCUUAAAAAAAUGGCUUCUCAAAUCAAGUUAAAAAUUAAUAUGGAUCUAAUUGAAUUAAGAAAAAAUAACAAUUUUUUAAAUUCUUUGAUGGAAAGAUCAGAUCAUAAUAUUGAGAUAUUUAAGUCUCAGAUGGAUCAAAUUAAUGAAAAUAUUGAUGAUGCCACGAAUCUAUUACAUGAAGAAAUUAAUAAACGCUCAUUUGAAUUAAAAAAGUCACUUAAAGACAAUUUCAUAGAUGCUGUUCAGAAAAUUAAUAUGAAUAAGAUGGUUCUUAAUGAUUUUAAAAAAGAAAAUGAAUAUUAUUAUAAUUUAACAAGUUCUGUUAUCAACAAUAAUAAAACAUUUGAAUUUAUUAAAAUUUCAAAUAUUGUCAUGGAUCAAAUGAUCAUUGUGAAGAGACAUACUACAAAUAUACCUAUGGAAAUAGCAAGUUGUUAUGCUGAUAUGGUAUUUAAUUAUGAACAAUCUAUGAAAGAAUGCGUUGAAAAAAUAAAAGGAUUUGGAAAUAUUACUUCAACACCAAUUGUUAGUUUGCCAGAAUAUAAAACAAUGAUGAACUUAAAUUAUGAUCACCAAGAUCUUCAAAAUAAUCAGCUUCCCAGUUUGAGUACUAUGACACAGGUUAAGACGGAAAUUUUAGAUAACGAAAUGAAUAUAGAUUCAGAUUCUGAUAGUUCAGAGUAUGAACCACUUGUAUACUGUUCUUGUUGUAAUCAAUGGAGUGAAAAACUAAUAAAUUGCAUUCAUUGUAAGAGGUCUUAUCAUUAUGAUUGUCAUAUUCCUUCAAUAGAUCAGGAGACUACACCUAAUAAUCCACUUAUGAAAACAUGGAAGUGUACACUUUGUCAAGACAUUUCAGACAUUAGAUUACAUGUCAAUGUCUUACUGAAAAAAGAUGUCACAGCUUAUUUUGUUAGUGGUUCUUCUGAACAAAGAAUCAUUCAAUAUAUAUUAAUGGCGUUGUAUUGUCAGAAUGGAGACAGUGAACACUAUCGUGAAUGUUUGGAUAGAGAGCUUUAUCCACGGUAUUAUGAAAUAGUAAGUGAUCCUAUAUCAUUAAAUGAUAUAAAACGGCGUUUCGAAUAUACUACUUCGUAUAUAUCAUUCAUCAAACUUCUUAAAGAUAUAAACAAAGUGUUUACAAAUGGAAUGUUUUAUUAUACUGAGGGUGAUCCAUAUCAUGAAUCUGCAAAACAACUUCAGAAUACUUUCUUUAGAAUGGUAACACUAUGGUUACCCAAAAUUGACAUAACAAUUCUACAAAAUCCAUAAUUCAGUCAUGUAGUUGAAAACUAACAUUGUUUAAUAUGACACAUCAUUUUGGAGAAUAUUAAGGUUUUUUUUUAAAGAUGAAUUUUAAUUCUUAAUAAUAAUUUUGUUUCUAAAAACUUUAUUGAAUAUUUUAGUUUAUUUGGUAUUUAUUAAAAAUGUAUAAUUGGUUAUUUUACUUAA
Messenger RNA from Rhopalosiphum maidis (corn leaf aphid), 2251 nucleotides. Its product is annotated as E3 ubiquitin-protein ligase TRIM33-like. NCBI's taxonomy places the organism in Eukaryota, Metazoa, Arthropoda, Insecta, Hemiptera, Aphididae. The record is from RefSeq and is a predicted model, not a curated record. Gene Ontology annotation, biological process: regulation of transcription by RNA polymerase II. The transcript has 15 exons. Gene Ontology annotation, cellular component: nucleus. Gene Ontology annotation, molecular function: protein binding; zinc ion binding; DNA-binding transcription factor activity, RNA polymerase II-specific. The coding region runs from base 293 to 2071 and encodes 592 amino acids.